This is a messenger RNA of Heterocephalus glaber (naked mole-rat), 9302 nucleotides long. Lineage: Eukaryota; Metazoa; Chordata; Mammalia; Rodentia; Bathyergidae. The record is from RefSeq and is a predicted model, not a curated record.
CAGAACUAAAGCCCUGACAGGGCAAGCGAAAAUCAAAUAAAGCCCACUUGGGAAUGUGCACCUAGGCAAUGGUGGCUGGGUUAGGGGCCGGGCCCAUCUAUGACAGCCCACAGAACCAGUGAGGUUUUGGCAAGUUCCAGGUAUCAAGCUGGGAGGGAGCAUUUUUAUCACUUGAUAAAAGGAAGCCGAGGACAAAGGCCCACAGAGUUUCCAUCUUCCGGGGGCUCCUUACCUCUCACAGGGGAGCUGUUUGUCUUCUGAUUUUUCUUCCUUACACAUAGAGUGUUUUCCCUUUUAAACUUCGUUUCAUUAAUUGGUUACUGAUGUGGAGUUUACAGUCCCAGUUGGCUGUAGAGCUGCGGUGUGAUGCACACUCCUGACAUGUCAUGUUGAAUGUUGACCCUGGGCCUCACUGUGUAACCCAGGCUGAGCUUGAAGCUCUUAUCCUCCUGCCUCAGCCUCCCAGAGAGAUGUAAUCACAGGUGUAGGCCACCAAGCAUGACGAUAUACCAUGAUCACAGUGUGUGGUUAAAUUAAACGCCCUCAAUUUUUUGUUUCUAUACCAAGGAUGCUGUCAUUUUUUCCAUUGUGAGUGUGUGGGUGCCAUUCUGAAAGCCGUCCUUGGAACCUUCUUGCCCUAGAUAAGUGACUCUGAAUUUGAGAUUAGUUGCAUAUGUAGUACAAUUUUAUUUAAAUGGAGGAGAGAAUCAAAGAGUGUCAUAAUCUUUCAAUCGGUAGAAAUGCCCAUCCCUUUUUAUCAUGAGCCACUUUGAGGCAAUAUAUUCAUUUCUGUUGAUGGAGUGACUCAGUGUGUCGCCUGGAUAACCUCAGGAUGAUGACUCAUAAUGAAAAACAGCAUCACCUGCUUUGGACACCAAUCUUUACUUGAAACAGUGCAUUAGAGCAGCACAUUGAAUUUGUCAAAAGUUUUGGUCACUCUGCAUGGUGUGUUAAUUGAGGGCCCAUGUUUGUUUUUUUUUUAGAGAAUUGCUUAGAGCUCAGCAAACAAUACACAUUUGAAUUCAAAAGAAAUCCUGGGGAAAGACAAAGAGUUGCUUGUAUAAAAUACAAGUUACCUCAAGGAUUUAAGAGUUGAUUUUCAUGAUUUACCCAUAAGAUUGUGAUUUUCCUAGUUAAAAAUGGAGUGGAGAAUCGAUUCUCUCUGAAAAGGUCCAUAGAAAUUUAGAGGAGGCCGUGACCUUUCAGGAUGUGGCUGUGAACUUCACCACGGAAGAGUGGGCUUUGCUGAGUCCAUCCCAAAAGAAGCUCUACAGAGAUGUGAUGGGGGAAACAUUUAUGAACAUGGCUGCUAUAGGAAGAACCUGGGAUAACCAGGAAGCUGAAGAAGAGUAUAAAAAGUACCAGAGAAAUCUAAGAAAUGAACACGUAGAGAAAUGCUAUCAGUGUAAAGCUUGGAAUCAACAUGAAGAAAUAUUCCUUCAGACUCCAGAUGCUAAUGUGGACAUGAAACGAGCUGGUUCAAAGCCAGCUGAAAGUCUUGCUUGUAGAAAGCUCCCGAUUGGGCAUUUGUCACUAAAUGUGCCCAUCAUGGCUCACACUGGACUGAAGCCAUCUGAGUAUUUGGGCUUUGAAGAGGAGCUGUAUAAGAGUGAUGAAAAUGGAAAAACCUGUGGUGAUUUCCAGUCCUUUCAGAAGCACGCAAGGACAAAGGGUGGAGAGAAACCAUAUGAAUGUAAUCAGAGUGGGAAAUCCUGGUCUGAUCUUGAAAGAACUCACCUUAGACAGAAGACCUUUGUAUGUAAGCAAAACUUGAAAGCCUGCAGCAUACCCAGUGAUGUUCAGAUCCAUGAAAGAAAUCACAGUGAGGGGAAUCAAUAUGUAAGUGAACAGUAUGAGAAAGGAUUUAUUUUGUCCCACUGUAUUCAAGUACCUGAAGGAAGGCAUGCUGGAGAGAGGCCCUGUUUAUCUAAGGAAUGUGGGAAAACAUUUGGUCAUAGUAAUUCCAUUCACAGACAUGUAGGUAUUCACACUGAGGAGAAAACCUGUGUAUGUAAGCAGUGUGGGAAAGGUUUCAGCAAACAGAGUGAGUGUGAAACACAUGAAAGAAGUCACACUGGGAAGAAAUCCUAUGUAUGUAAGCAAUGUGGGAAAGCUUUCAGCAGGCAAAGUGAAUGUAAAAUACAUGAAAGAUUUCACACUGGGGAGAAACCAUAUGUAUGUAAGCACUGUGGGAAGGCUUUCAGCAGGCAGAAUCCUUGUAAAAUACAUGAAAGAAGAAUUCACUCUAAGGAGAAACCCUAUGUAUGUAAGCACUGUGGGAAAGCUUUCAGCUGGCAGAGUGAAUGUAAACAACAUGAAAAAAGAAGUCACUUUGGGGACAAACCCUUUGUGUGCAAACAAUGUGGGAAAGCUUUCACCUGGCAGAGUGAAUGCAAACAACAUGAAAGAAUUCACACUGGGGAGAAACCCUAUGUAUGUAAGCAAUGUGGCAAAUCUUUUAGCAGGCAGAGUGAAUGUAAGAUACAUGAAAGAGUUCACACUGGGGAGAAACCCUAUGUGUGUAAGCACUGUGGGAAAGCUUUCAGCAGAAGGAAUGAAUGUAAAAUACAUGAAAGAAUUCACACUGGGGAGAAACCUUAUGUGUGUAAGACAUGUGGGAAAGCUUUCACCUGGCAGAGUGAAUGUAAAAUACAUGAAAGAAAUCACACUGGGGAGAAACCCUAUGUAUGUAAGCACUGUGGGAAAGCUUUCAGCAGACGGAAUGAAUGUAAACUACAUGAAAGAAUUCACACUGGGGAGAAACCCUAUGUAUGUAAGCAUUGUGGGAAAGCUUUCAGCAGUCACCAGAAAUGUAAAAAACAUGAGAGAAAAAUUCACUCUGGGGAGAAACCCUAUGUAUGUAAGCACUGUGGGAAAGCUUUCAGCACACAUGAUAGUUGUCAAAUACAUGAAAAAAUUCACACUGGGGAGAAACCCUAUGAAUGUAAGCACUGUGGGAAAGGUUUCAGCUUUCAGAGUCAAUGUAAAAUACAUGAAAGAAUUCACACUGGGGAGAAACCCUAUGUAUGUAAGCAAUGUGGGAAAGCUUUCAGACUGCAUGGUACUUGUAAAAUACAUGAAAGAAUUCACACUGGGGAGAAACCCUAUGUAUGUAAGCACUGUGGAAAAGCUUUCAGCUGGCAGGGUCAGUGUAAAAUACACGAAAGAAGUCACACUGGGGAGAAACCCUAUGUAUGUAAGCAUUGUGGGAAAGCUUUCAGCAGUCAGCAGAAAUGUAAAAUACAUGAGAGAAAAAUUCACUCUGGGGAGAAACCAUAUGUAUGUAAGCACUGUGGGAAAGCUUUCAACACAUAUGUUAGAUGUCAAAUACAUGAAAGAAUUCACACUGGGGAGAAACCCUAUGUAUGUAAGCAAUGUGGGAAAGCAUUCAGCAAACACACUUCCUGUCAAAUUCAUGAAAGAAUUCACACUGGGGAGAAACCCUAUGUAUGUAAGCAAUGUGGGAAAGCUUACAACAGGUACAGUUAUGGUAAAAUACAUGAAAGAAGUCACACUGGGGAGAAACCUUAUGAAUGUAAGCAAUGUGGGAAAGCUUUCAGCAGGCAAAGUGAAUGUAAAAUACAUGAAAGAAUUCACACUGGAGAAAAACCCUAUGUGUGUAAGCACUGUGGGAAAGCUUUCAGAACAAGUAGUAGUUGUCGUAAACAUGAAAGAACUCACUAAGGAGAAACCCUAUGCAUGUAAGUAGUGUAGAAAAGGAUUUGCUGCUAAGUCCUCAUUUCACAGAGAUAAAAAAAUUUACGUUGGGGAAAAACUCUGAGUAUGUAAACGAUGUGAGAAAGUAUAUACAUGUAUUAUCACAUACAUGAGAGAAGUUGCACUGGGGUGAAACUAUAUAUGCAAGCCUAUUUUGAAAAUCCUGUGAGAAUUUCUCAUGUAUUGGAGAUCAGUAGAAGUAAUUAAUACAAAAACUUUAUGUCAAAAUCAAAUUUUCCUGAGAACACAAUCCCAGAUGAAGAUAUCCUGAAGUACAAACAUUGUGUUUUCCAGUAAAUUAAUUAUGAAUAUGUAUCUGUAGUGUUUAGUAUAAAAAUAUUGAGUGAUAUAAUUAUAUAUUUUUGUGUCUUUGAACUUAAUAUGGUGUAUUUUUUAAUAUAGUGUCUUUUAAUUAAAUUUGAAAUGUAUUUUUUAUUUUCAAGUAGGAUUAAUUUGUAGUUUUUGUUUUGUCUACAAUAGGGAGGCAUAGGCCACUAAAAAACUUAAUGUUAAUUGUUUUUUGUAAUUGCUGAGAUUUUGCCCCUACUUCUGUUUUAAAUUUUUAGUGUAUAUACUCCAUAUUCUGUGGGAUGAAAUCUACUUGAUCAUGAUGUAUAAUCUUUUUGAUGAUAUACUGCAUUCUGUUUGCUAAUGUCUUGUUGAAAAUAAUUGCAUCUAUGUUCAUUAAGGAGAUUUUCCUGUAGUUUUCUUUUUCAGUUGGGUCUUUGUCUGGGUUGGGGAUCAGGGUGAUACUGGUUUCCAUAAAUGAAUAUGGGAACACUCUAUCCCUUUCAAUUUCUUUGAACAGUUUGAGGAAUGAAUAUUGGUGAUAUAACAUCCGUAAAGGUUCUGUAGAAUUCAGCAGUGAAUCCAUCAGGCCCUGGGCUAUUCUUCGUUGGUAGAUUCUUUAUUACUGUAGCAAUUUUAUUGCUUGUUACUGGGUCUUUAGGCAUAUUUGUGCCUUUGGGGGUUAGUUUUGGUAAUUUGUAUGUAUGUAGGAAUCUGUCCAUUUCUUCAAAAUUUGCUAAUUUUUUGAAAUGUAAUUUUUCAAAGUAGUUACUAUCUUCUGGAUUUCCAUAGUAUCUGUUUCACCUUUUUCGUUUCUAAUUGCAUUGAUGUGAAUCUUUUCUGUGUUUCUCUUGGUAAGUAUGGCUAAGGGCUGGUCUUAUUUAUUGUUUUGAAAAACCAGCUCUUCAAUGCAUUGUGUUUUGUUUUGUUUUGUUUUACUUCUUUGGUCUCAAUUUCAUUGAUACCUGCUCUCAUUUUUACAGUUUGCCUCCUUAAUUUUGGUUUGGGGCUGGUUUGUUGCAGUUUUCAAGUAUCUUUAGAUUUCCCAUAAGGUUCUUUAGCUUAGCUUGCUCUGUCUUCCUAAUGUGAGCAUUAAUUGCCAUGAAUUUUCCUUUCAGAACUGCUUUCAUAGUGUCCCAGACGUUUUGGUGAAUUGUAAAGUCAUUGUCAUUAACUCCUAGAAAUUCUUUGAUUUCUACUGUGACUCAUUGGUUGUUUAGGAUUAUGUUAAUUUUCCAGGAGCUUUUGCUUUUUCUGAAAUUUCCUCUGGCACUGAUUUCUAUUAUCAUUGCCCAGUGAGUGAUCUGAUAGUAUGGGGGUAAUUUCAAUUCUUUUUUAUUUACAGUACUUAAGCAGUCAUUGUGUACUAUGAUGUGAUCUGUUUUGGAAAAAGUAGCAUGUGGUGCUGAAGAACAGUGUUGUAGAGAGGUGGGAUACUCUGUAAAUAUCUGUUAAGUUCAUAUAUUCCAUGAGGUGGUUCAGUUCUGAUUUUUCAUUCUUUCGUUGGUUUUUAGUUGACCUAUCUCUUUGUGAAAGUAUGGUGUUACGUUUGGUUAUAACAGCAUCAACAGAUUCUAUAGGAUAGUUCUUGUAGUUGUGCUUCCCUGCUUUGUCUACUCUGUACACUAAAAAUGUUUAUUGUAAUUGUUGUGGAGUGAGGUAGGUGAAGUGGAAGGAGCAGAAUGGAAGGUGGUUAGAUGACGAGUUUAAAACAUUAAGGGGUAGGGGUUUUGUUGGGUGGGACAGUGAUAGAUGAGGAGAAAAGUUCAGUGUGGGGUCUGAUUCUGUUAGAGUGCUUUUCAUUAAGUUGAAGGGCUAGUACUGAGAGUUUUCAGAGGAUAUUUGUGAGGGACAAGUGUGAGAUAUGGGAGGAAGGAGAUGUACUUUGUGAUUGAGGCAAGCAGUGUGGUUGUCGGAAGCUGCUGGUAGGACAAUAGGCUAGGUAAGGUAUGGGAGAGCCAAAGGCUUAUGAUGGGGAUGAUUGAGGGUUAAUACUAGAGAAGAUAGGAAUGACUGUGGGGGAGCUGAGUAUGGGAAAUUAAAAACUUGAGAGGAGGAAUUUAUGGAUUUGGAAAAAGAAUAAAGAAAUAUGGUACUAGUAUUGCUUUGGGAAUUUGAGGUUAAGAAGCUAGAGAGGAAGCUGAGACAAUGGUGACAAUAGAGCCAGUGAAAGAAAAAAUUCAGUAAGUCUCCAAUUAUGAACAUUUGAGUUGUGAACUUUCACAGGUUUACUGUAUAAGACUCACUUUGUUGAACUUACAAAUGAAUCCUUCUCCCACAAUGGAACUCAUUCAUAAUUUGAGGACUUAGUGUAUACAAAAGUAAAAAGCUAAUACAAAGCCAUAAAAGAACAUAACAUAUCCAUCCCACACUACUAAAUAAAUCAAGAAACAAAACUCAAAUCUAUAAGCUAUCCAGUGGGAAUACAGAUUAAAUAUUCCAAUGAGAUAUUGUCUAUGUGAUUUGCAUGUAACUUUGCCAGAGAGCCUGAUUGCUCACAACUCAGUAACUGAAUCUUCCACUGCAAUACUUAAGCUAACUCACACUCAGAAAUUCUUUCUGCCAAGUUGCAGGCAGUCUUGCAGAGUCUGAUCCAGUCCGAGUUCUUGGGUUAGGAACUCUUGCUGACCCUCUCCUUGGGUGUGAUGGUGGCAUUGGCAGAUAGAUGCGUUGGCACAAAAUUGUCCCCUGAAUCAGGAGUAUUCCAAUGCAGUUAAGUCAGCUACAGUAGUAACAAUCAGUUAUAGUGGUAUGUAUUGGGGCAAGUUGAGAACAUAUCAUCAGACCCAAUUUUCUAUCUCCCUUUAGCUUAGAGAAGACAUCUGUAUUUAUACUGAAAGCAUUGUAACAGCCCAAGUAUUGACCUACAACUAAUAUGCACUAAAUGUGAUACCUAUGUCUCCUCUUAUGGUUAAAAAGUGUUCAACACUAAUUUUAUUGAAUCAGUUAUCUAAAGCCCAGGGGCUUGGAGACCAGGUAAUGGUGGGUGGAGAAGAAAAGAAAAAAAAGGUAUUUUAAAAAAUCCUUCUGCUACGUGGUAUGGGAAAGAGAAAAUAGAAGGGAGGCAAAGGAUAGAGGUAUGUCAUAUUAUUUAGGUGAGGAUAACAGGAGAAACUGGGUAUAAUAUUGGAAGUGAGAAAUGGGGAUAAGAAUGGAUUCUAUGACUAAUAUAAAAAAAAAUUUAAAGGUAGACAAAUGAAAAUGGGAAGUAGAAAGAAAAGAAAAAUAGAGAAUGGUUAAGGAACAGUAAAAGAAAUGUGAAAGGUUAUGGAUAAAGUAGAAGGAAUAAAAAGGGACAGCCGAGAAUUUACUUACCCUUUACAAACUGUAUUGGACGGAAAAGGCAAGAGGAAUAGAAACACACAGAUACACACACACACACACACACACACACACACACAAAAGAUAAGGAAGUAAUGGAAUAAAAAUGAGGGGGGAUGAAUAGAAAGAGGGAAAUGGGGAAAAAAAGUGUUCUAUUAUUUUGGAUGCAUGGGUCUUUUCCACAACCUAGGAAUAAGGAGCAGAGCUCAAGCCAACCUGUGUCUCUGCUCAUGCUGGAAGUCCAAGGUGGCAGUCCACCCCCAGAAUGGUGCUGGAUGCAGACAUCCACAUACAGUGGGGACAGGGCACCAAUGUGACCUUCCAGUCCUGUGUAAUUCAGGCCACAUCUGGCCUCUGACCACAUAAGCCAGGUCUAUGUUCACCAGCUCCAGCCCCUCAGCAGGACUCCCUCCAACCUGCCUCCAACCACCAGCUAGCUGUCUCCCUUAGCUGGCCUUCCCUCAUCCACUUUGGGAACUUGACAAUGUGGAGCAUGGCUUGGAGCCAAGGGGCUGCUCUGGGACCCAGGUUCAAACACAGCCCUUCCUUACAAUGGCAUCCCUCCAACUCUUACUUCACAAUUGUGGCAGGUACUGGACUGAGGUCACUCACCAACUGUUGAGUGUGGGAAGCCACUCUGGAAGCAGUACCCCCACGUUUUCCUUGCAGGUUCCAACUGCCACUCAUUCUCAGAGUCUCAGUACAUUUCUCUCUUCCUUGUGGAAUGUUCUACAGCUGUGUUCUUUGGGUUAGAAUCUUCAAAUCAGAAUUCAGACAUGGUCACCCCAUUGUGUUUGGUUAACCCAUCUCUUCCAUCUUGUUCCAUUUAUGAUAGGUACUCCUCUCUAUUUCUAGUUCUCUAAGUCUCUCCAGUGUAGCUCCUCCUCCACUCAGCCAUGUUGUAUCUUUCAGAUUCUUCCUUCUCAGAUGUUUCCUUGGCUUCUAUGAUGUGACUUCUCUAGUCAGACAUAUUGAAUACCCUAUUUCAAACCUUUGCCUUGUCCAAGAUCAGGGAUGUCAUUUGGCUGGAAUUUCUGCUGUUCCUUGCAGAGGGAGAAAAAAACACAGAGCCUGCUCCAGGUUGGCAGUGACUGAGCCUAAGGCAUGGAAUCCACAGUUGUAGAGUUGUUUUAGGACCAGCCUGUGUGUCCAUGCAUUCUUCCUGGGCCAUGAGUCGGUGUAUUCCGCACUACUGGUUUUUAAAAACAGAACAAACCAAUAGUUUUUCAGGAGAAAAUUAAACUUGAAAUACUAAUGUGCAGACUAUAUUUUUUAAAACAACCUGGAUAACAUUUACUUUGUGUUAACAGUAUCUGUCACAACAUUUUUAUUGUCAGUGUAAGAAUCAGCAGGUUUAUUAAAUAUUUUUUUCCAAUUUCAUAACACAUGAAAUCAGAGUCAUCUACAUUUCAUGUUGCAUGACUAUAGCAAAGUGAGUGGGUAUUUUUGAAGCAAAAUGUGAUACUUUAAAUCAGAACAAACAAUACAGUGAUAUUUUGUCUGAUGUCAGUGUGAGGCCAGAUCUUUUGGUCUGCUCUUGUCAGCCAACAGAAGCAAUCCCUUAACAAGAUGGACAAUCAAAAUCCCCUGAACACUCAACCAAACAAUUCUGUGUUUCCAUUUUCUAUGAUGGGCCUUGAAGUUCCUAAGCAGUGCCUCUGAUACCAAAGAACCUGGAAACCAUUAUCGAAAUGCAUCAAAGGGAACAUGGGCUUCUCUGGCAAUGUGUGACUUGGGCAGAAAGCGAGCUGCCAGAGCAAACCCACUGCUGUCAUUGCAACAUUAGGUCUGCUCUAGGGGUUGGAUUAAGGCAUCUGUAAAUGAGGAUGCUGCUACUAUUUGCCUUUGGAAGUCCAAUUCGAUGUUGUGUUGGCCAUUUACAGAGUUGCAUACCAAAACAAAACAUCUUAUUACCAGGUUCUUAUAAUCUAGGCAUUCAGGUGGUCUGAGCACAAUCUUCUGACAGCAGAGUUUAA